UAUAAUAUAUCGGUUCCAUUCAGUUUCUCCAUUUUAUUGUGUUUUUCGAGAUUCUCAAAUUUCAUACACUUGGAGGAAAAUGAUUAGAGAGCAACUCAAGGGCUCAAACGUUAUGGCGCUAAACGAAAAUCAAAAGCUAUUUCUCUCCCUAAUUAACGAAUACGCGGCCGAAAAAUCGCAAGGAGAGCAAAGCGUUGUUGUUUUGAAGAAGAGAACGGAAGAACUGCGAUCUGAGCUGGAAGUGGCUAAUGUGGAGCUCGAAAAUGUCAAGCGCGUCAAAGAAACCACUGAACAAGAGCUUAAAGGCUGUGAAGUCGAAUUGUCUCUGAAUGAGACUGCAAUUCAGACUCUCGAAGCAAGAAUCUCCGUGCUGCAAGGUGAAAUUGCAUCUGUUGGAUCUGAGUUAGACUCUCUGAAGGUUGAAGGAGGAGCCACGAGGGACCAGUUUAUCAAUCACCUUUUAGACCUUAAUAAAAAAAUCAGGAAAUUUCAAGAUCAACUGUCCAGAAAAAAUGCUAUAGAGUCUGUUGGAAAUGCUACAGAAGGAUCCCAUGAACUGGAGGGAGAUAAUACCACAACUUCUUCCCAAUCUAUUGAGGAAAGGCUUAUCAAAGUAAUGACUCAAUUAGCCAACGAAGAAGAAGAAUUCCUAUCAGCAGAACAAAUUCAAAGUCAGAAUCGGCAAACGUUGAUAAAUCUGGAGAAAAGGAAGGCUGUGAUGGUGAUGAUGGUGAAAGGAACAAAAGAAUUGGAAGAUUUGACUAAGCAGACUUCUGGACUGGAAAUGUCAUAUGGUCGUCUCAGCGAGGAAUUGCUGAAAAGUUGUAUCUGCCCUCAAUGUUUCCAAGACAAUACGGAGGCUUUGGACAACAUUCCUCAGGGGAAUUAAUCCAAAAGUCUAGGCCUUCAUUUAAGGUUUCAGAGGGAACAAAGAGUAAAUUAUUUGGCAUUCUUUAAGCUCUCUAUCUUUUUCUCUGUUUUUUCUUCUGUCUCUGGGAAAUUAUUUCAUCUCUCUCUCUCUCCCUCUCUCCCUCUCUGUGAAUUCUGUUUUUCCUUCUCUCUUGGAAAUUAAUUCAAAACAGAAGGAUCCACACUCUACCCUAUGAUUUCAUCUCAUCGAGUUCAUAGAGAGAGAUUACACUUUCUGUUUCUGUCUGUUUGUUUUCCAAUUUCUUGGAAAUUAAUUGAAAACUGAAGGACUUCAUGGACUCUGUACUCAAGAAUCCUAUAUGCUUUUAGAGUAUAGUACCAUGCUUUUAGAGCUAUCAAGGACUUCAUAAACCCUAAACCCUAGGGCUUCAUAAGCUUUUAGAGAGGGAGAGAGAAUAGAGUAAAAUGUGUGUUAGAUGAU
This is a messenger RNA of Cucurbita pepo subsp. pepo (vegetable marrow), 1351 nucleotides long. The record is from RefSeq and is a predicted model, not a curated record. NCBI's taxonomy places the organism in Eukaryota, Viridiplantae, Streptophyta, Magnoliopsida, Cucurbitales, Cucurbitaceae.